UUAUGUUUAAUUAUUGUGUGCUUUAAAAUACUAAAACAACUAUUUUCGUGUUUUGUGCACUUUUAACUUUUGAAUGAUUAAAAUUUUAGCUGACGAUGAAAUCAAAAUUGAAAUAACUGAUGAUGACAUUAAAGUUGAAGAUGACAACAAUCUACCUGGAGAAAUGAAAAACUAUUCAAAUCCACAGUUAAUGUUAAAUGUAGCAAAACCACCAUUAAAACCCUAUAUUCACUCAAGUUUGGACGUUAUUCAAAAUAAAUUUCUUAAAAUUCAACCAGGAAAUAAUGUGAGAUACCGUCCUUAUAAUAUUUUACGGACCUCUAAGAAAAGUCCUGUAGGUCUACCAAAAGAAAUGGUAAAAAUAUUACCAAAACCAAGUUGGAAAAUUCACAGUUUCAUAUCGCCAAAGAAAGAAUCUCCAAAACAGAAACAAAAAGCUUAUGAAAGAUUUAAUCAACAAUUGCAGGACAACAAUGAUGUGUUAAUGACUGCUGAUAAUAAAAUAAAUGAUGCACAAAGUAGUUCUACAAAUGACUUCUUAUAAUUACAUGUAAAUUUUAAAUUUAA
Molecule: messenger RNA, 567 nt
Organism: Rhopalosiphum padi (bird cherry-oat aphid)
Lineage: Eukaryota; Metazoa; Arthropoda; Insecta; Hemiptera; Aphididae
Exons: 2
Coding region: 74-544 (156 amino acids)
Source: RefSeq, a predicted model, not a curated record